Molecule: messenger RNA, 2863 nt
Organism: Callithrix jacchus (white-tufted-ear marmoset)
Lineage: Eukaryota; Metazoa; Chordata; Mammalia; Primates; Cebidae
Source: RefSeq, a predicted model, not a curated record
ACCGGGGUGAGCCGCCCACCCGGCCCGCCGUGCCCUCCGCCCCCUCCGCCCGCGGGAGCCCCGCGCCAGUCCCGCGCACCACGUGUCCGCGCUGCCCUUCGCCGCCUGCCCAGGGCUCACGGAGUCCGCGCCCACAAAGAUUUGGUUUCCCCCUGCCCCUGCGGUUGUCAUCUUAAACCGCCGGAGCCCGAGGCCUAUAUUUAUAGAGAAACGCGUGUCCCCGAGGCCGCAGUGGGCAGCGUCUGGUCGCCUCUUAAAGGAUCUUUACCCUUCGGAAGGGGAUUCUCCAUUUAAUUUUUUUUUCCUACUUAGAUUUUUUGAAAUUUGGAGCUUCGCACCAGGACCGCGGAGAAGUGCAAAGUCGCGGGGAGAGCUGUAUUGUGCGGAGAGCCUUUUGUCUGUGGUGCCCCGGUCGUGGGAGCCGGCCCCCGCCUCCCAUUUUCGUCCAGUCUCCGAGCCCGGCGACUCCAGCUCAUCCUUGCCGGUGCCACCUGUGAGCCGCGGUGCAGGCCCCGGCUCCAAGGGCGCCCCUUUUGUCCUGGGCGGGCCCGAUAAGAAGUCCUCCUGGCGGGGCUCGGGGUGGUGGGGGGCGGGGAGAUGAACGCUGCGGCCAGCAGCUACCCCAUGGCCUCCCUGUACAUGGGCGACCUGCACUCGGACGUCACCGAGGCCAUGCUGUACGAAAAGUUCAGCCCCACGGGGCCUGUGCUGUCCAUCCGGGUCUGCCGCGAUAUGAUCACCCGCGCUGCCUACGUCAACUUCCAGCAGCCGGCCGAUGCUGAGCGGGCUUUGGACACCAUGAACUUUGAUGUGAUUAAGGGAAAGCCAAUCCGCAUCAUGUGGUCUCAGCGGGAUCCCUCUUUGAGAAAAUCUGGUGUGGGAAACGUCUUCAUUAAGAACCUGGACAAAUCUAUAGAUAACAAGGCACUUUAUGAUACUUUUUCUGCUUUUGGAAACAUUCUAUCCUGCAAGGUGGUACGUGAUGAGAACGGCUCGAAGGGUUAUGCCUUUGUCCACUUCGAGACCCAAGAGGCUGCCGACAAGGCCAUCGAGAAGAUGAAUGGCAUGCUCCUCAAUGACCGCAAAGUAUUUGUGGGCAGAUUCAAGUCUCGCAAAGAGCGGGAAGCCGAGCUUGGAGCCAAAGCCAAGGAAUUCACCAAUGUUUAUAUCAAAAACUUCGGGGAAGAGGUGGAUGAUCAGAGUCUGAAAGAGCUAUUCAUUCAGUUUGGUAAGACCCUGAGUGUCAAGGUGAUGAGAGAUCCCAACGGGAAAUCCAAAGGCUUUGGCUUUGUGAGUUACGAAAAACACGAGGAUGCCAAUAAGGCUGUGGAAGAGAUGAAUGGAAAAGAAAUAAGUGGGAAAAUCAUAUUGGUAGGCCAUGCACAAAAGAAAGUAGAACGGCAGGCAGAGUUAAAAUGGAAAUUUGAGCAGUUGAAACAGGAAAGAAUUAGUCGAUACCAGGGGGUGAAUCUCUACAUUAAGAACUUGGAUGAUACUAUUGAUGAUGAGAAAUUAAGGAAAGAGUUUUCUCCUUUUGGAUCAAUUACCAGUGCUAAGGUAAUGUUGGAAGAUGGAAGAAGCAAAGGGUUUGACUUCAUCUGCUUCUCGUCUCCUGAAGAGGCAACCAAAGCAGUCACUGAGAUGAAUGGAUGCAUUGUGGGUUCCAAGCCCCUGUAUGUUGCCCUGGCCCAGAGGAAGGAAGAGAGAAAGGCUCACCUGACCAACCAGUAUAUGCAACGAGUGGCUGGAAUGAGAGCACUUCCUGCCAAUGCCAUCUUAAAUCAGUUCCAGCCAGCAGUGGGUGGCUACUUCGUGCCAGCAGUCCCACAGGUUCAGGGAAGGCCUCCAUAUUAUACACCUAACCAGUUAGCACAGAUGAGGCCUAAUCCACGCUGGCAGCAAGGUGGGAGACCUCAAGGCUGUCAAGGAAUGCCAAGUGCUAUAUGCCAGUCUGGGCCUUGUCCAAUUCUUCGCCAUCUGGCUCCAACUGGGUCUGAGUGCCCGGACCACUUGACUAUGGACUUUGGUGGGGCUAGUGCCACCCAGCAAGGGCUGACUGACAGCUGCCAGUCUGGAGGCGUUCCCACAGCUGUGCAGAACUUAGCGCCACGCGCUGCUGUUGCUGCUGCUACUCCCUGGGCUGUUGCCCCCUACAAAUAUGCCUCCAGUGUCCGCAGCCCUCAUCCUGCCAUACAGCCUCUUCAGGCACCGCAGCCUGCCGUCCAUGUGCAGGGGCAGGAGCCACUGACUGCCUCCAUGCUGGCUGCAGCACCCUCCCAGGAACAGAAGCAGAUGCUGGGAGAACGUUUAUUCCCACUCAUCCAAACAAUGCAUUCAAACCUGGCUGGAAAAAUCACAGGAAGGCUGCUGGAGAUUGACAACUCUGAGCUGCUGCACAUGUUAGAGUCCCCUGAGUCUCUCCGCUCCAAGGUGGAUGAAGCUGUAGCAGUUCUACAGGCUCAUCAUGCCAAGAAAGAAGCUGCCCAGAAGGUGGGCGCUGUUGCUGCUGCUACCUCUUAGACAAGGAAAACCCGAUUCAAAAGCCAAAUAACCCCUCAUGGAAUUCAGCUCAAGGUUUGAAGACUUCCUAGCUUGUCCUAUGGACCUCAACACCAAGAACUACAAAUUGCAAAUUUAACAGGUCAUUUUGUAUCAAAAGGUCAAUUAUGAAGCACCUAGAAUUUUUCAAUUAUACAAAUAUAUUCUCUGGGUUCUGCUGUGGCCCAGACAGUGUUAACUUUUUUUUUCUAUUGUGGGUUUUGAUUUUCCCCCCAGAAAUUGGUUUUAUUUGAUGUACCCAAGUCUUACGUUUCUCAAUAAAGAAAAAAAUGUCUAUUAAAAAAAAUAAGUACAGGCAAUACCU